UUCUAAAUUUGCAAAUUAUUAAAUUUCUAACUUGUCAAGUUGACAGAUUGCAGAAUUUUGAAGUUUGGUUAUUCUCGGUUUUGUUGCGCGUAUGUUUUGAACAUGGUGUAUAUGACCGGCGAAGUAGAAAGCGUAUGAAAGUGGGAACAACAUCAAGUUGGUGGUGAAACUCGUGAAGUUGGUCGAGUUGCGCGAAUCAAGUAUGGUUUCUCGUUGAACAGAGUAUAUAUAGCUUGGCGCGAAAACUUGCUUUCAAGGAGCGCGUCGGAUCCCUGGGCACGGAGCGCGUCGGGUGGGAGUAAGAAGGGGUGAUAGAGGGAGAAAGAGAGAGAGAGAUCGCAGGAAAGGGCCAGGGGUGUCAGGGGAUCUCGAGCAACUUGGCACGUCCGUGUACGGAGGCAACAGUGCUGGUGGCAGCACAGACGCUCGUUGAUGAGCGAACAAUUCACUUUGGUGCGCGGUUUCACGACGUUGUUUCGUCCGGUCUGUGUCGUGAAACAAGGGUGUGCAUAUGCACGCACGCGACGGACCGGGAAAAUGUGUCUGUGACAUUUUCACCUGUCCGCUUUUCCUAAGUUAAAACGAUCGAGUGUCGUUGCGGUGGUUCGAAGAGUUAGUGGCUGGUGCGCGCCGUGCGUGCGGUUGAUCAGAGCGUAUACCGCUGCUCUCGUCGAUUUGGUGGGAUAGUGAGAGUGAGAGGGAGGAGGGGUUUCCCGUCCUCCUCUUCUCUCGCUAAAAUCGGCCGGAUUUUUGAACAGGGAGGAAAAACGGACAAACUCGAUAUUAAACUAUGGAGAUAUCGAAGAGUUUGCAGGAAGAAAUACUCAGCGUGCAAAAUAAGCUGAAAAAUGCCAUACGCGAUCAUCAGAUCUGCGUGGGCAAACUGAAGGAUGACCCAAACAAUACGGACAUCCUUGGUCAGAUACAAAAGAUUCACUUGCACAUCGUGUCGUUGGGAAGAUGCCAGAAGCAAGUUGUCCAGCGGCUGCGCAAGGAGGUCGAAGCGUUCAAAGCGCAGAAUGCGAACGGGGCGAAAGUUUCCAUCGCGUCGUUGCUCGGCUUGAACAACAAUAAUCAUAUAACGAAUAAUAAUGAAACGAGAUGCAAGACCGGUGGCGAUGAUUUUAGCACGAAGAGCUCGAAGGAGGAUUACGAGGAGAUCGUCAGGAACGGCGAUGUCCCUUCGCCCACGCAAGACACCGUGCCAGCGAAGGAACGGCCCAGUUCUGUGGAAACGAUUUCCGGCGAGGACGACGUUAUCGAAGUCUCUAUGGACGAGAAUUCCAACGAGAAAUCCGAGAAAGAGGACUCGGAGAAGGACUGCAAAGUCGAAUCGAUCGAAAAAAUUAAUUUUUUGAACGCUCUCGGUUUAAUCACCACUGCGACUUGUUCCGAAUUGCAAAACAAGAGGGCCGAAAGGAAACGCCGUAGCACGGCUAAUCCGCAUUUCAUUUAUUCCAGCGUGGAAGUGCCAACGAAACGGAAGAGACACUCGUACCUGCAGUCAGGAAAUGUUCCUCAAACUCGACAAACAACGGCACGCAUGAACGGACCGUCGCCACCUCCCGUAAAAGUAGCGCCGCCGAAAUCAGCGUCACCACCAGCGUCCAAAACGGUGAUGAAAUCUUUGAUCCCGGUUCAAAAGUCCAGCACUCGACCGAACAUUCUCCGAAACGUCACGGAGAGUAAAGUUUUCGCUAACAAGAGCAAGGUUGAAAAUGGUCCUAGCCAGAUUCAGUUGCCCGUGCCCACCGUAAAGUCCGUUCAGUCGAUCGGCAACAAAGCGGUUCAUAUACCCGGUUUACCUUCCAGUCUAACUAUCGAGAGGAUCAGCAGUGAUUCAGCAGUUUGCAUAAGUUGUAGGAAUCCAGGUACAUUGACGGUGUGCGAAAAUUGCGCGUCCAAUUAUCACGUGUCUUGCCACUCUAUAUCGCCAGCACCGCAAAGAAUAUGCCCGAAAUGUGCGUUACUGGACGAGGAAGAGAUGGAAGACGGCGAAGAGGCGGACGAGGAGGAAGACGGACGUUCGUCGUUUAAGAAGGACGAAGAAUUCGCUGCAACAGCGCACGCGCCAGGAAUUAUUAGGAAAACAAGAGAAGACGCAGAGAUCUAUAAAACGACUUGUGGACUUCAUAAAGUUGAUGCAACUCAGAAAAAGCGGGGAUUCUCCGGCUCAAUCGGAAUCGGGCAACUUCCUUCCUCGACCUUCCUCAUCCCAAUCUCCUCGAACAAUGUCGCCGCAUCAACCAUCAACCAGCCGGAUGUCAGGACCUCUUCAGCAAUCAGCAUCGAACGAGAAAGCAGCGUGCCCUACUCCUCCAUCGUCCUUAAUCAAUUGCCUCGAUCGAGCAUCGCCUAUAUCGACAGGACAGAGCCCCAAGUGUCCUACGCCUACCAGUUACCCGUCACCAGUGUCCAAUCCGAGAAGCAUCAGUCAUACCUCAUCGUCAAAAAGAUCGCAGAGCCAGCAAGAAGGGCAAGUCAGUCUUCCGAAGACCAAAGUCACGGUACAUUGCUCAACUAUAAACUGCCAAUCACACCAGGCUACAACCCCCGCGUUCAGGCGGAAAUCUCUGUCGCCCACUCCUCGAUGCUCGUCGGUAAACAGUUGUCCGACUCCGUCAGUCGUAACCGCAAGAAGCAAACAAAUCGCGCAGUUCCCGCACUCAAUCGAAUCAUCGACACGGAAAAUCUCUCCAUCACGGCCGAAUAUCAGCUGGAGCGAUCGACGUUCAACGGCCGAAAGUCCCGAGCCAAGCAGCCAAGAAACAAAUUCGGUAUCAACCAACUGCGAUCUGCCAGAGCCACCGAAAUCUUACUGCCUUCCUACGAUAAUACAGAAUCCGAUAAGCAAUUACAAAUCGUCAAGUCCACGGAACCAGAGGAGACAGCCAGCCUCUUCGGCGGUCGUACCAAGUACAGGCCAAGAUCCGGCGGUCUUCUCCACUCAUUGUUCGCAGGCCAUAACAAGUCCUAUAUCGUCACCGAUAAUUCUCGAGAGCCACGAGACUUUGGCCCAGGUGACAAAGAUUCCUUCUCGCUCAAUCGGCAGCAGUUGCAUCGUCAAGACUACCACCUGGAAUCAGGCGAACGAAACGAGUCCUCGGUCCAAUUGCAGCGCGGCGCCCUCACCAAAUUCUUCGAGCACGUGAAAUUGGAAGAAGCGCAUAUACCAGCGCCAUCUAGAGCAAAGCUAGUAUACAAAAGGAAUAACGUUGCCGAGAGGAACGAGCUUGAAGUUACUGAGAUCGCGGACGAUGACGCGAACAGUAACGAGUACGAUAACAAAGCGCCAUUGUCGCCCAAUAUUUUCGAGGAUGAUUUUACUGUUCGAGAAGUCGAGCGAAGCAAUUGGCUCUCGAACAAAGUCAUAGACAAAAUGGGCGAAAAGAGCGACAACGCGGCUAAGGGUUCGGAGUCCUUCGAUUCUGUCGCGAACUUCGCCAGAACGAACGAGGUUAUUACGUAUGAACGUAAACGUAGCAGCAAGUAUAUCAGACUCGAAUGCGAAACGGACCAUGACGAGAAUCGCAUCGCGUCCUUGACAGAAAUCGUAUCCGAAAGUCGGAGGGAUCGGCAAGACGCGGAGUCUCUGUGUAACGCACAAAGCAAUUUCUUGGAGCUUCGUAACGAGGUCUCAGUUCCUGAUGAUAAGGCUGAUUCCGAGAGACAAGACUUAUACAGUGGCAGACGUUCAACCAGUAGUAGCCGAAGUAGCAGCACGAGCGACAGCGACACUCCGGAACAAGCGAUGGACAACUCUAUCAAAUAUUCCCGACGUCGAUUAUCCGAUAACGAUUUCAAAGAACGUUUGGGCAUAAAUGCUGUAUCCUCGGAAAGCAUGCAAGUGCUCGAACAAUUUGAAUCGGCUAUGUUGGAAACUGGUUGCAGUAAUGCUGCCACUUGCUAGAGUUAGUUAGAAUGCAAUGUCAACUUGCUGAUUAUGCUCAUUACUAGAAUUCCUUUUCAUUGCGACGAAAACGUACUAUUACUUUUUCAACGCUGAGAUUUUUCGUGGUAAAGAACGUUGCGUUUGUGGAAACUCUUCCGAUCUAGAGUUAUUUUCGAGAUGAAUUCGUGCUCGUACUGCAUUUGAGUCUGUUACUUAUCCUUAGGAUACCUAAAGGAACGAGAGAUAUAAUAAUUAGGUAUUCGUAAUCGUGACAGAAAUUCUUGGGGCAGUUCCUACUUUCUUUUACUGCCUUGGAAAACAAUGCAAUCGUUUGUAUAUCGCUGUAUCGACUAUAAAAUUACGAUGACAGUCACAAUUACGACGGUACGCAUGUACCGUCACGUUUCAACGCUAUAAGAAUGAGAAGCGUCGUUGCUUUGCGAUUUCUAUUAAUUAUGUUGUCUGUUCGUUUAUUUAUUAAUCGUUGUUCAUUAAAUUGUUCUUCGAUUUAUUCACGAUAGAUAGCGAGGCGCGUGGACCAAGUUUGAAUUCUCUUCCAAUCGGACGACAUUUGAUCAGGAAAAACAACGUGGAUCGCGUUUUAUUUGUAUAGCGUUAUACGAUUUCAUAUUUUCAGCGUUAGCCCAGGUAAACUCUAAGCACAUCGCCACUAUCUGUUGCGCAUUAACUUGUUUAUCUCAUUGUUUCGCUGAGUUUUAAAGGCUUUAAACGUUGCGUUUCGUUAAUAAUUUGUAAUACCCGAUGAGUAGGAAACACGCACAUAUCCGACAGAUACUGGACGAUCUGUGACAAGGUAGAAAGGCUUCGUAUGGAAGCCCGCGUCGAGUCAUAUUACCAUACUGCCUUAAUAGUAAUUUAAAAACGGUACUUUUUACAAUAAUUUCUAUGGAUAAGCUUCGAGAAACGUGUACGACUCAAUAGACUGCCGCCAUAUUGAAAUUAAGGAGAAGGAAGUGGAAGAGGAAGAAGAUAAUCAAAACGCGUUACCGUAAUCGAAAAAUUUAGGGGUUAAGAUUGCGUGUACGUUAACGUAGCGAAUAAAACGUCGAAGCAACGUGCUUAUCUUAAUUUUAUGAUUCUACAGAGUUUCUUACGAAAUCGAAUGCAACAGAACCUAUUUUAUUUUCUCGUUUUUAAUGUUUUUUCCAUUAAGGCAAAUGCUUCGAAGAACAAAAUAUUAUUUUUAGCCUAACUAUAUUAUUUACUAAAUUGGUAAGCAUUUCCUUCGAUAAAUUAAAUGUAGCAGUAUUCACGAUAUCAUCCGCUACAUUAGGCAGGAUGUCUUUCAUCGAUUAGAUUGUGCCGAACGUUAAGAUUUACGAUAGUAGCGACUAAUCACGAUGUUGUCCCACCAAGAUAAUUUACCCGAUCAAACGUUAAUUCGCGUUAAUCAAGCGAGUCCAGUUCGUUAAUCUAUUUAUUAUCGUUUUCGUUUUUUCUCGCGCGGUCAUUGCCGCCAGCUUGUCCAAUAUACUAUUUGAGUAGCGUAUAAAACGAAUAAAAAGAAAGAAAGAAAAAAAAACAAAUUGUUAUGCAAUGUAGGCAACGAGAUUCAGAUCGAAAUUCGUAUUUUUAUGAAUAAAGUGAAACUGAAAUAUAA
Megachile rotundata (alfalfa leafcutting bee) is the source of this 5513-nucleotide messenger RNA. RefSeq lists its product as uncharacterized. Lineage: Eukaryota; Metazoa; Arthropoda; Insecta; Hymenoptera; Megachilidae. The record is from RefSeq and is a predicted model, not a curated record.